GAGUUUGGGCGGAAACAGCGCGCGGUGACAGCUGGGAACCUCAAUACGCUCAUAUACAGGAAGAGAACGCAGACGAGGAGCCCGUAACACACCCAUUCAACAUCAAAGACUAAAGCUAGGACAACUGAAACAUUUCUCAGACGGUAACGGUAUGGCAGAGCUGGUGAGUCUAGUGCAGCGUCUGGAGGUGGCAGUGGGUCGUCUGGAGGCCAUGUCUAGUUCUGGGGGUGGAGGUGGUCCUGCUGCUGCAUCUGGAGUGGUUUCAGUGUAUGUUGAAGCCUAUGACAAAUUGCUUUCUGGCCCUGUGGCUCAGUACACUGCUCUCAGUCAGAAGAUAGGGGGUGAUGUCCAGAAGCAUGCUGAGUUGAUGAAGCAGGCCUUUUCCUGUCAAAGACAGCUUCUGGUCACUGCCUCCAGCUCUCAGAAACCUUCUGAUUCUGUCCUGACCUCUCUGCUGGCCCCCGUGUCUAAAAUAAUCCAGGAGGUGCAAGCGUUCCGUGAGAAGAACCGCUCCUCACCUCUCUUCAACCACCUCUCUGCUGUCAGCGAGAGCGUUCCCGCCCUCGGCUGGGUUGCCAUGGCACCAAAGCCAGGUCCCUAUGUGAAGGAGAUGCAGGACGCUGCCAUGUUUUACACUAAUCGUGUACUCAAGGAUUACAAAGAAAAAGAUAAGAUGCACGUGGAGUGGGUCAAUGCUUAUGUGUCCAUUUGGACCGAGCUGCAGGCCUACAUCAAGCAGCACCACACCACUGGACUGAGCUGGAGCAAGACUGGUCCGGUUGCCUCUGGAGGCGCCCCGAGUGGAGGAGCACCAGCCCCGCCUCCCCCAGGUCCUCCUCCACCCCCCAUGGACUUGGACAAAUCAUCAAGCGGAGGCUCUGGAGCUACCAGUCACAAUGCUCUCUUCGCCUCCAUCAACAAGGGAGCAGAUAUCACUAAAGGACUGAAGCAUGUGUCUGAUGACAAGAAGACCCACAAGAAUCCUACACUCAAAGCCCAAGGAGGUCCUUUGCCUUCUGGACCCAAACCCUUCGCUGCUCGGCCCACAGCAGCUGCCAGCCCAGCCCGCACUCUGCCCCCAGUGCUGGAGCUGGACGGCAAGAAAUGGAAAGUGGAAAAUCAGGAGGGUGCCCAAGGCCUUGUGAUCAGUGACACAGAACUAAAGCAGGUGGUUUAUGCUUAUAAGUGCAACAACAGCACUUUACAGGUGAAGGGGAAGAUCAACUCCAUUACUCUAGAUAACUGUAAGAAAUUGGGUCUCGUCUUUGACGAUGUUGUGGGUAUUAUUGAGGUGAUCAACUGCAAAGAUGUUAAGGUCCAGGUUAUGGGUAAGGUGCCAACCAUCUCCAUCAACAAGACGGAUGGCUGCCAUGUGUACCUGAGCAAGGACUCUCUGUCAUGUGAAAUCAUCAGUGCUAAGAGCUCCGAGAUGAAUGUGCUGGUGCCAAACAAAGAUGGAGAAUAUACUGAGAUCCCAGUCCCUGAACAAUUCAAAACCAUAUGGGACGGUAGCAAGCUGGUCACCACAGCAACCGAAAUUGCAGGAUAAACGACCAGGUUUUGUGAGACCACCCCCAUUGCAGUGUCCUACCUGACUGACCAACGAGCUUAAACUACAAAAUAGAAUGGAAUGUCAACCA
This is a messenger RNA of Carassius carassius (crucian carp), 1640 nucleotides long. RefSeq names its product adenylyl cyclase-associated protein 1-like. Gene Ontology annotation, biological process: regulation of adenylate cyclase activity; cell morphogenesis; cytoskeleton organization. The record is from RefSeq and is a predicted model, not a curated record. Gene Ontology annotation, cellular component: cytoplasm. The transcript has 13 exons. Gene Ontology annotation, molecular function: adenylate cyclase binding; actin binding. Lineage: Eukaryota; Metazoa; Chordata; Actinopteri; Cypriniformes; Cyprinidae. Bases 152 to 1549 code for a protein of 465 amino acids.